This is a messenger RNA of Cylicostephanus goldi, 231 nucleotides long. NCBI's taxonomy places the organism in Eukaryota, Metazoa, Nematoda, Chromadorea, Rhabditida, Strongylidae. The record is from the annotation of a GenBank genome assembly.
GAACCCGCACUUACCGCACAAUGUUACCAAACGCCAGUCUCUUUGGCGCCGAUCUUUGCUAUCAGCGAUACGGCGCUGCCGCAGAUGUGCCUGAAUCGUAAAAGCGACAGUGGAAUAGCUUCAAGCAACGCUGUCAACGAGGAAGAAGCACAACCUGGCGAACAAGCUACACCAAAGUCAUCGAUGUAUAUGUCGGAUGUGUCAUUUGCGACAAGCACUGCUGGAGGGUGA